Molecule: messenger RNA, 2046 nt
Organism: Ziziphus jujuba (common jujube)
Lineage: Eukaryota; Viridiplantae; Streptophyta; Magnoliopsida; Rosales; Rhamnaceae
Product: UPF0481 protein At3g47200-like
Exons: 3
Coding region: 1033-1950 (305 amino acids)
Source: RefSeq, a predicted model, not a curated record
GGAAUAGCUGGCACUAGUAUGAAUUAUUGGUCUGACCCUUAUCCUUUUGGAGUUCCGAUAUAAGGCUCUACCAACCACUUCCCUCAUCUCACAGUGGUUGCAAGGACUUACCAGAUUUAUCCAACAAUAUCGAAAAAUAUGGAGAAAGAGGAGCCUUGCAAUAUACAGAGAGAUGAGAAUAACGCACUACUUUAGCACAAAGAGGAGAUUGCAGCAUGUAAUAUUAAACAAGUAAUUAUGAUUGGAUCCUUGCAAUUGGUAAGAAAACUAACUGAACAGAAAAAGUUAAGCUAGAGACUCAGAAAGUCAUAUAUUUUGAAAACCGAUCUCUCAUUUUCCUGAACAGAUUAAUUUGGUGUUUUUUUUUUUUUUCUCUAUGUCCUAAUAAGGGAGGGGAUCAAUAUAGUAACAUGGGCGAAAAGGAGGCCUGCCUUGAUGAGUCAGUCAUAAUCGACUUUCCAGUGGAAUUAGAACCUGACCUGAAUACAACAUGUUGGAUCCACAAGGUUCCCAGGAAGCUACGCCAGGUGAAUGAAGCAGCUUACACUCCUCAGCUGGUUUCCACUGGGCCUUUUCACCAUGCUAAACCAAACUUGAAGGCCAAGGAACAUCAUAAAACCAAGUAUCAGCAGGAAUUUUGGAAAAGGGAUUUCUCCAAACACAUUGGAGAGAAUGAUAUUGAAGAUUUCAUGAGACAAGAAGAUCGCCGACAACGCAUCUGGGAUAGUUAUGCAGGAACAUUUGAGCUCAGGAACAAUCCAGACCUGUUCUUCAGCGUGAUUCUACGAGAUGCCGUGUUCAUCUUUGAGCUGUUUUUGAGGGACUUUGAAAAUCAGCUUGGAAAUAAGAAGCCUGAUGAAGUGAAGGAUUAUAUAUUGACAACACCGUGGCUGAGGAAUGUUAUAGAGUUGGACUUAAUAUUACUGGAAAAUCAGCUUCCCUUUUUUAUUUUCACAGAACUGUUUGACUUCGUCCUGCAAACAGAGCCAGAUAAUCAAAUGGAUAUGGAUUUUACUUUUUAUCUAUCAAAACAUGGUCACCCAGGGGCACUGGCAGGAUCAGAUGGAAAGAAAAUCCCACUAUUCCUUUCCACAUUUUGCCAUUGAAUUUGUCAGUAAUUAUUACUGCAUUGGAAGAGCUUUCUGCGAGGAAACGCUGGAAAAAGUUUAUCACUUUCAGCAAUGCUUCAAUGCAGGUGGUUUGCUAAGCAUAGCGGAAACUAGACCACAAUUCAUCGCUGACGAUACGAUCUGGGGCACCGAAACUAAUUUCUUCAAGAAUAUCAAACAUUUCACUGAUAUGGUCAGAAAGUUUCUGUGUCCAACUGAUCUGAUGGUUCUGCUGUCUCAACCUGCUCAACCAAAUCAACCACCCUGUUCUUCUUGUUAUUCUCAAACAAAUAUAUAUGUCAAUUAUAAUGGCGUGGAAGACCCAUCUGUUCAUUAUACCACCUGUUUUUACAGUGCUAAGCAACUGGAUAGAGCAGGCGUGAGCUUUGUGCCCUGUAAAAAUCAAUAUUUAACUAACAUAGUGGUUAAAAAGUUCAAGUACAAUUUUUUUCCUUGGAAAUCUUUGGAAUUGGUUGUCCUUGAGUUCAAGAUAGAAGAUAAUACAGAGUGCCUUAUGAGAAAUGUCAUGGCUUUGGAGCAGUGUGUUUAUCCAUUUCAGUCUUAUAUCUGCGAUCACAUUUCGCUGCUGGAUCAUCUCAUUAACACUGCUGAAGAUGUGGAAUUGCUGGUGGAGAAGAGAAUUGUUGACAAUUUGCUUGGCAGCAACGAUGCAGUGACAGAUUUGGUUAACAAACUUUGCGACCAAAUUGUGGAAUCGGGUUUGUGCUAUGGAACAAUCUGCAAACAACUUAACAAGCACCAUGACAAUUUUUGGAACGUCACCAAGAAAUCCUUAAGCGGGUUUACUUCGAGGAUCUUUGGACUAGCAGUUCUAGUAUAGUUGCGUUUUUUGUGCUUUUAUUCUCAGUUGUUUCUGUCAUUGUAAGCAUUAAAGAUAUGACCACAUGGUAAAAAAAUAAUAAUAAUAAUAAUAAUA